GACAGACAGACAGACAGACAGACAGACAGACAGACGGACAGAGAGUGCGAGAGAGAGAGAGAGAGAGAGAGAGAGAGAGAGAGAGAGAGAGAGAGAGAGAGAGAAAGAGAGAGAAAGAGAAAGAGAGAGAGAGAGAGUCUCUCUCUUCCUUCCUCUCAUCCUUCCUCUCGCUCUCUUUCUCUAACCCCGGUGCGAAGAGACCAGACAAGACAUGGCUGCCACUCUGAAGGGAACUGUUGUCUCUCUUCUUCUUCUCUCCUCCAUUUCUCAAGGUGUCCAUGGUGUUGACGUGUUCCACCGUGAGUCAGUGAGAGCUGUAGAGGGUCAGAACAUCACUCUACCCUGUUUACUAGAAGUGAAGGAGGGACGUAAACCCGUCAUCUCUCAGGUAGAAUGGAGGAAGAAAGGAGAGCUGGAGGACCACAAGCUGGUAGUGUUUAACCCUAGUUUUGGUGAAACCCUCAUCUGGCCAAACGUCGCCCUGGACGUGGCGUGGAACAAGGACAAGCUAAUGGGCACGUCUCUGGUUCUGAAGGAUGUAGAGGCUAGGGACAGCGGGCGCUAUAUCUGUGACAUCACUACCUACCCCAACGGGUCCAUCAGGAAAGUCACUCGGCUGAGAGUUGAAGGUCCUGCUGUCACUUUGACCCCAGGCAACAACGUAACUGAACCUACGGUUACCGGCAACAACGUAACUGAACCUACGGUUACCGGCAACAACGUAACUGAACCUACGGUUACCGGCAACAACGUAACUGAACCUACAGUUACCGGCAACAACGUAACUGAACCUACAGUUACCGGCAACAACGUAACUGAACCUACGGUUACCGGCAACAACGUAACUGAACCUACAGUUACCGGCAACAACGUAACAAGCGACCUAACAGGGCCAGGAGAGAUGACAACCCCCACAGCUACACACAACACCAGUAUCACUAUGACUACCUCUGUCACCCAGCUAAUCAACUCCAAUACACACCGAUCAGUCAACACAGAGGCGGGACCAAAGGGGUCAGAGGUCAACAGCUCCACGGACAGUCCAAUCAGAGUCCCAUCCACGGCCCAAUCAGGAUCCACCUAUCCACCCAAGGUCCAAUCAAAUCAGCCCACUCCAUGGAGCGUCCGAUCCGAUGGUGGGCAGAGGAACGAGUCUGAAGCAGAGACCUCCAGCUUUGGUCAGGGAGGCCCAGUGUCCACUACGCUAACCCCAGAGAAGAGCACCCUGGCUGGGGAGAAGGAAGACCACACCCUGGGGACCUCCACCACCUCCACCUCCACUCCCUCCCAUGGGGAGACAGGUCCCAGUCAGAGGUACGUGGUGGUGUGGGUGCUGCUUCCUGUCCUGGCUCUGCUGCUCGUGGUAGGGUUCCUCUACAGACGGUAUAUUACCCAGAAGAGGAUGGACCUCCCUCCCCCCUUCAAGCCUCCUCCCCCUCCAGUGAAGUAUUCCUCUUUGAGAGCUCAUGACGUCCCCAUGACCGACAUUCUCACCUGAAGGGGGCGCUGUUGUAUUUGUUUUAUGGUUAAAUGAAACCCUCCAUUGGUCCUCAUUCAUUUUAUAGUGAUACUUAAUGCGCGUCCUCUGCUGUCAGAAAUAUAAAUGAGCCUUUUACUGUAAUACAUUUUCUGUGCCAAUGCUGUGUGUUUAAUGGUGCCCCUUUACAAAGCUGGACUUUGAAGCCUUUUCUUCUGUCACCUUCUGGAGACACCUGAAACCCCACCUCGUUAAGGAAUACCUAGGAUAGGAUAAAGUCAUCCUUCUCACCCCCCCCCCCCCCCCCCCCCCUUAAAAGACUUAGAUGCACUAUUGUAAAGUGGCUGUUCCACUGGAUGUCAUAAGGUGAAAGCACCAAUUUGUAAGUCGCUCUGGAUAAGAGCGUCUGCUAAAUGACUUAAAUGAAAUGUAAAUGUAAUGUUGCUAUGCGUUUUUGGUUUUCAAUUAGCUUUUACCAAAUAUUUUUGUUACAGAAAUGUCUUUAUGGUUAAACUUUGGUGUGAAUUAAGGAAACCAAAAUAUUCUUUAUUACAUUUGUAAAUGUUAUAUUUUCUUUUACCAGAUAUAUUUGAUGAAAUAAUUAAGAUUGCAAUUGAAUGUAUCCAAUCUGUUUAAAUAAAGAUCUUAAACAUA
Messenger RNA from Oncorhynchus nerka (sockeye salmon), 2131 nucleotides. Its product is annotated as mucin-5AC. Gene Ontology annotation, biological process: cell-matrix adhesion; inflammatory response. The record is from RefSeq and is a predicted model, not a curated record. NCBI's taxonomy places the organism in Eukaryota, Metazoa, Chordata, Actinopteri, Salmoniformes, Salmonidae. Bases 212 to 1498 code for a protein of 428 amino acids. The transcript has 6 exons.